Molecule: messenger RNA, 1196 nt
Organism: Betta splendens (Siamese fighting fish)
Lineage: Eukaryota; Metazoa; Chordata; Actinopteri; Anabantiformes; Osphronemidae
Gene: myl1
Product: myosin, light chain 1, alkali; skeletal, fast
Exons: 6
Coding region: 107-685 (192 amino acids)
Cellular component (GO): myosin II complex; contractile muscle fiber
Molecular function (GO): calcium ion binding
Source: RefSeq, a predicted model, not a curated record
UUUCUUGCUCCGAGUUCCCUCCACUUUGUGCUGCACUCCUUGUGUUGUCACCGUACCCGGGAAGUGUCUUUGCCUCAGGGCCAAAGUAGUUCUACUAUCAUCUAAAAUGGCACCCAAGAAGGACCCUAAGGCGCCCGCCAAGAAGGCCGAACCCGCACCGGCUCCCGCAGCGGCACCCGAACCUGCCCCCGCUCCAGCAGCGGCUCCUGCUAUCGACCUGUCCGCCGUCAAGGUGGAAUUCAGUGCAGACCAGAUUGAAGACUACAGGGAGGCCUUCGGCCUGUUCGACAGGGUGGGUGACAACAAGGUGGCUUACAACCAGAUCGCUGACAUUAUGCGCGCUCUGGGACAGAACCCCACCAACAAGGAGGUAACCAAAAUCCUGGGAAACCCCACCGCUGACGACAUGGCCAACAAGAGAGUAGAGUUUGAGGGAUUCCUGCCCAUGCUCCAGACCAUCAUCAACAGCCCAAACAAGGCCGGCUACGAGGACUAUGUUGAGGGUCUGCGCGUCUUCGACAAGGAGGGCAACGGCACAGUGAUGGGCGCUGAGCUGCGCAUCGUUCUGUCAACACUGGGAGAGAAGAUGACCGAGGCUGAGAUCGAUUGCCUCAUGGCCGGACAGGAGGACGAGAACGGCUGCAUCAACUAUGAAGCCUUUGUCAAGCACAUCAUGUCUGUGUAAGGACCCUGCCACAGCGGUGGUGAGCAUCGGAUAUGUGCAGACCCCAUGGCGUCACGACAUCCACUCGCUGCUUCUCGUACCACUUGGAAGCAGGAGGAACAAAGGACUAUGAGAUGUCAUUUCCUGAGACCUUUGUUAGUUUUUUGAUUUUUUUCUCUUAUGUCCAACUGGUGCUUCCCUCCUCUCCUCCUCCCGCUCGCUCCUCAGGACGCCCAUCCAGAUUCCCCACAAGAGUCUUCCUUUCUCAUCUAUUCCCAUGUCCCCUUGUCUCAGUGGGGUUUUUUUUGGUUUUCCCCAGUGGAACAGUGAUGGAGGGGAAGGUAGGAUAAUAAGGACCAUCCCCUCCUCUCACUUUACUGCCUGACUGGCUGUCUAGUUCCUGCCAGUAAAGUGACUGGUUUGGCCCCGGACCGGCCAUCAUUAAAAGAAUCCACUCUUCUCCCAACCCAUCCCCAAGUCUUAACUUAUUGUAUCCUCUGCCAUUUCACAAUAAACUUUUCACAAACUCCCA